AUGGCCAGUCUCGCAGAUGAACUCCUAAGUGAUCUACAGGACGAGGCGUCGCAACCCACGGAAAAAACCCAGCUCGCAGACACUACGACAGGACCGGCCCCUGUGCAAGAUGUAGGAACAUCGUCGCUUGCCAGCGCCUUGGAUCUCGAAUUGGACGAGGCAUCAGCAACACACGAUGCGCACGGGGCAAGCACACCACCAGAGGCCAUGGACACCGAGCAGGUCAAUGCGAUGGAUAUGCGGGCACAGAACGUUGAGAGCGCCCGCUCCGUCUCCAAACUGCACGGCAACCCUGCGUUGGAGGAACUGUUGCAGUCCAUCGACAAGCAUACUGCGCAACCAUUACCGCCCGUAGCUGGGGCACUCGAAAGCACAGGCGAAUACCAGCUGAUUCUGCGCGCGAACAAUAUGGCCGUAGAAGUGGACAACGAAAUCCUUGUCCUGCACAAAUUCAUUCGGCAACGCUAUGCGCCACGCUUCCCCGAGUUGGAGACGUUGGUGUUGGACCCAUGGGACUUUAUUCGCGCAGUGCGUGCGCUAGGCAAUGGCCAGACCUUGGAGAGAAAGGGACUAGAAGGGAUCGUCCCUGCUGGCACCAUUGUCGUCAUUAGUAUGACAGCCUCCACGACGACAGGCAAGCCACUGCCGGCGGUGGAGUGGUCGCGCAUUCUGGAGGCGUGUGAUAUGGUACAAUACCUCGAAGAGACACGGCAUAAAAUCUUGUCGUACGUGGAGUCACGCAUGACUUUGCUAGCCCCCAACUUGUCCGCUCUGGUCGGCACACGUGUGGCGACGAAAAUGGUAGGCGUAGCUGGCGGCUUGGCCGCCUUUGCGAAGAUUCCUGCGUGCAAUGUGCACCUAUUGGGCGCCUCGAAGAAGCAGGAUCUGGGUCUUUCGUCGAUUCAUGGCAAUGAUACACGAUACUCUGGCUACCUGGCCCAGUGCGACUUGGUCAUGCAAACGCCGGAAGACUACCGGAAGCAGGCGCUGCGCAUGGUCGCUGCCAAGGCGUCGCUUGCUGCGCGUAUGGAUGUGGGUGGAUCGAGCAGCACACGGUCUGGUCACUAUGGCUCGUCACUGCAUGAAGAGAUUGCCCGCAAAAUCGAUAAACUCAUGGAGCCACCACCUGCGAAGCUCGUCAAAGCGUUGCCAGUCCCCAGUGAGGGGGGGCGCAAACAGCGGCGCGGUGGUCGACGAGCCCGAAAAUUCCGUGAAAUGUACGGUCAAACGGAGCUACAAAAGAUGCAGAACCGAGUCGAGUUUGGCAAGGAAGAAGCCGAGGCGGGUGCGUUUGACGAGACUGUAGGUCUCGGUAUGAUCGGCUCGCAAGCGACUGGCAAGAUCCGCGCAGCGAUGGCGAGUGCCUCAUCCAAGGCACGCAUGUCCAAGGCCAACAAGGAGCGCUUGGCUACGCUUAAUCGGCCUACCCUGUCCUUGCAGUCUACCUCACCUGGCAUGGCAUCAACAAGUGGUACUGCGUCGUCGCUCUCAUUCACGCCUGUCCAAGGCAUUGAGUUGGUCGAUCCGUCGCGCCAGAAAAAGGUGGAUGAGGCCAAAUCUAAGUGGUUCCGGGAAGGCCAGUUCUCGCUGGUGCCACAGGACACGAAAACGUCGAUGCUGCCACCACCACCACCAUCUCGCUCGCAAACCUAA
Molecule: messenger RNA, 1653 nt
Organism: Malassezia pachydermatis
Lineage: Eukaryota; Fungi; Basidiomycota; Malasseziomycetes; Malasseziales; Malasseziaceae
Product: nop domain-containing protein
Exons: 1
Coding region: 1-1653 (550 amino acids)
Biological process (GO): spliceosomal tri-snRNP complex assembly; mRNA splicing, via spliceosome
Cellular component (GO): U4/U6 x U5 tri-snRNP complex; precatalytic spliceosome; U4 snRNP
Source: RefSeq, a predicted model, not a curated record